Acanthamoeba castellanii str. Neff is the source of this 2775-nucleotide messenger RNA. RefSeq lists its product as uncharacterized. Lineage: Eukaryota; Discosea; Longamoebia; Acanthamoebidae. The transcript is spliced from 22 exons. The record is from RefSeq and is a predicted model, not a curated record. The coding region runs from base 1 to 2775 and encodes 924 amino acids.
AUGAAGUUGCUGGGAGAUGGCGAGGGCACCGACGAAGAUGGAGAGCUCCCAUCCAUCUUCUCCCCUCCUCCCGAACGCGAUUGUGCCGUCGACCUGAAGAAGAAGCAGAAGGCUCGCAACAACAAAAAGAUGGAGCAAGGUGCUAGCAAGAAGCCGACAGACUCCGCCAAGCCGGCUCAGAAGGGUCCUGCCAGCGAGCCACCACUUCGGACAGUGGGCGUGCACCCUCGUCGACGUGAAGACGGCGAUGUGGGGGAAGGCGAAGAGGAGAGCGUGGACCGGCAUCAGCUCAGCUAUCGACCGAUGCGCGCCGACUGGAAUGCGCUGCGCGAGAAGCAGCACCAGAGGAAGAGAGAGCACGACAACAACAACGACCACAACCACCGCCACCACAGUCAUCAGCCCCGCCUGCAGGCCGAGGAAACCCAGAGGGAGCCGCGCCGCAAAGCUGCGUCGCUCCAACGGCCCAUACUGCGGGAGAGCGACCGUCUCCUGCGUGAGCACGAGACACGAACGGGCCGCACUUCGUUCUCGCACGAAUCGCCGAGGCCUCCUCGUGACAGUGAAGAACAAGAUGGCUUCAAUGACGACGGGGAUAUGAGCCUGCUGGUCGCGCAGACGGCACUUAUUCUGACGUUCAGUUGGGAGGACCCGCGGACCGAAGCGGCAACGUGGGAAGAACUGCUGCUGCAGCGCAAGAUACCCAACAAGGAAGGCGGCAAGAGUAUUCCCCUGUGGGAAGCCAACGAAACGCUGCCGAUGGAGGUGGGCGAACUCGCACCACAGUUUAGGAAGCGCCUGGGCUGGAAGGAACAUCAUCCGGAGCGAAAUGGUCGCACUCUCGACGUGUGGCGAUCACGAACGCUCAAGCUCACGGCCGAAGCCAAGCGACAGCUGUUCUCCUCGGCCAAAUUGUGGGGCCUGCAGGUGCGCGCGACGGAUGGAGAAGAGGGCGAGGACAGCGCGACCGAGACGGAGUACAAAGUGCCCAAGGCCCGCAAGCUUCGCUCGCACCACGCAGCCAAGCGCUCAUCGAUCGUGUGCGACCUGGCCAUCACCGACAUCCAGGUGGUUCUCUACCCUCUGGGCACGGGACUGCUCGUCUUGGAGGUGGAUUGGCUGCCACCGAAUCCAUCUGGCAAGCUGCACGGCGUCACUUCCAUCGAUGAGCUGCGGACCUGGCUCUUCCUCUCCAAGUUCAGGCACCGCGUUGAGAAUGUGCUCGAAGGCUGGACAUUCCCUAGUCCAGAGGGGCUCGACACGACGGUCACCAACGCAGUUGUCGAUGAGAGCGAAGAAGAAAAAGAGAACGAAGAAAAGAAAAGCAACGAUGCCAAGGAGGACAAGAAGGAGAAAGAAGACAAAGGGGCGAGCGGCAAGGGCAAGCAAAAGGACGAUGAUGACGACAGCAGCAGCGACGACCUCUCUUCACCGGACGAGGAUUCGGCGAAAGAGAGGCGCAGGCUAAAGGAGGCCAAAAAAGAGCGAAGGAGAGAGAAGCGAAGGCGGAAAGAACUGAAACGGGCCAGAGAGCGCCACUUGCGCAGCUUGGGCAGAAUGGCCGGCGCGGUGUACGGAGAGGACCCGAUCACCUUGGGCUCGCUGGGCAAUUGGCUGGUCCUCCUCCCCGACGAGAACCCUGCCAACCCGCCGCCACGAAUCAAUCGUGGGCAGGCGCUGAGCGAGUACCUUUUCCAUCUGCGACGCGGAUUUGGACAGCUGAACCGACCGCCGCCAGAGGGCAUGGACUACGGCCGUGACAAGAUUCUCGUGCACCGCAAGAACCGCUACAUCGGCCUAUCUCGGGAAGGAACGGUUUGCAUCAGCUGGCCGACGUCGGCGGAGAACCGCUACUUCGACGUACAAACGUGGCCCAAGCUGUUCCAGGGCAUCUACCUCAUUCUCGGCAUGCAGGCGCAUGCCGAGAGCGCGGUGCUGUCGGAGCUGGGCUAUCUGUCGAUGGGUCAGGCCGACAUGCUGCGUACAGACACCUCCUUCGACGAGAUGGAAAAAUAUCGCUUUCAGUUGCGCGAGCUGGUACACAACAUGCCCCAUUUCCCUUCCUCCGAGGUCGAGGCCGACUGGCGCAUUGAAACGCUGACUCACUUCUUUUCGGAUCUUCGGCAUGUGCUGGGCACACCGUCCGCCAAGCAAGAGAUCCGCGAACAGAUCGACGACGUGCUGGCCAUCGUAGAAUCGCAGUACAUGGAGGAGCAAAAGAAGAUCAAGAGACGAGAAAUGGUGGAGCAGAUGGAGCAGCUCGUACGCAAGAAGGAGUCGGGGAAGACGAAGGAGGCCAAACGACGGCGGUUCGAGAUUGCUGUUGCCGCGAUCACGGCCAUCACCCUGCCCAUCCUCAUGGCGGCCGGUCUUUUUGGAAUGAACGUGCCCAAUCUACCAGAAUGGGACUUCUGGCCGUUGGUGGGCGGCUUGGUCGGCAUCAGCUUCUUGUUGCUGAUCGUCUUGCUGGUGCUGUGGUGGUUCGCCUUCCGCAAUAAGACCAAGGCCAAGGAACAGAACCGAAAGAUCAAGGCACGCGGCUCAGAGCUGGUGCGCAAGAGCAUGGAGUGGAACAGCCGCAGUCGAUUUUCGAUGGGCACCCGGCCAUCGGAAGACCACCGCCCCACCUCUAUCGACCUUCGACGGGGCGACCUUCAAUACCAUCACGAGGAGGACGAGCGACGCAGGACGCAGAGCUUCUCACUCGACCGCUCCGCCAUGGCCGCAAAGAAGGGCUCCAACCCCUGGCGCUCCUGGAAGUGGGGACGUGAGUGA